AUGGUUGAAGAAACAAAUAAUAAUGAAAUGAAUGAGAAUACCAGCACUGGAAAUCAUACAGACACUUUGAAAUGUAUCAUUGCUCCUCAAAGUGAGGAUAACUCAAUAAUAACAAUACUGCCUACAUCUACUCUUGAAAUUCCAGGUGAGUUUAUUGUGUUUUUUGAUUUAACUACCUACGCUUAUAAACUACCAUAUUGUCAGCCUCAUUUUAAAAUUUUUGUUCUAUUCACAAUAAGCAAACUAUUAAAUAACGCAAUCAUCCCAACAGAACUUAUAGAUGAGACAGGCAUAAAUUAG
Messenger RNA from Heterobilharzia americana, 300 nucleotides. The record is from the annotation of a GenBank genome assembly. NCBI's taxonomy places the organism in Eukaryota, Metazoa, Platyhelminthes, Trematoda, Strigeidida, Schistosomatidae.